UGGGUCUACCUCUUCUCUCCCAAGAUGCUGAGAAGAGUCCUGUGUACAGUGUUGUUCAUGGGAGCCUUGCCAUCACUGGCCGAAGUGUCCCAGGGCCACAUCUCAGUGGUCUUGCUGGGAGCUACAGGUGAUUUGGCCAAGAAGUAUUUGUGGCAAGGUCUAUUCCAACUCUACAUGGACCAAGUGAGCAGUGGCCACAGCUUCACUUUCCAUGGGGCUGCGCUGACAGCUCUGGAGCCGGGGCAGAAGCUGAUGUUUGAUGUGCUGAAGAAGCUGGCCUGUCCCCCAGAUGAACCUCCCAACAGGUGUGCUGUGCUGAAGGACCAAUUCCUGAAGCUGAGCCAAUACCACCAGCUGAAGACUGCCGAAGACUACACUGCACUGAACAGAGAGAUUGAGACGGUGCUUAGUCAGGAGGGGCUGAAGGAGGCUGGAAGGAUCUUCUACUUCUCAGUACCACCAUUUGCCUACACAGAGAUUGCCCGCCAUAUCAACAGCAGCUGCAGACCACCUCCAGGAGCCUGGUUGCGUGUGGUGCUGGAGAAACCUUUUGGCCAUGACCUGGAGUCAGCCCAGCAGCUGGCUGCAAACCUGACAAGCUUCUUCAGGGAAGAGGAGAUGUACCGGGUGGACCACUACCUUGGCAAACAGGCUGUAGCCCAUAUCCUGCCUUUUCGAGAUCAGAAUCGACAGUUUCUGGACCCAAUUUGGAACCUUUUUUUUUAAAGAGUGGAGAUUGUCUUGAAAGAGACUGUGGAUGCUAAAGGCCGCACCAGCUUCUACGAGCAGUAUGGAGUCAUCCGGGACGUGCUGCAGAACCACCUGACAGAGGCCCUGAUGUUCCUGACCAUGGAGCUCCCAGCCAACGUGAGCAGGGCUGAAGAGGUUUUGCAGUGCAAACUGCAGGCUUUCCAGUCCUUGCGGCGCCUGGAGAAAAACAGUGUGGUGUUGGGUCAGUAUCAGGCGUAUGCCGGCCAAGUACGGGAGGAACUGCAGAAGGCACAAGAUUAUAUCAGCACAACACCAACCUUUGCAGGUGUCCUGAUUCAGAGUGACAACCUGCGUUGGGAAGGGGUCCCUUUCUUCCUCGCUUCUGGGAAAGCUCUGGAUGAACGGGUAGGUUACGUCCGUGUCCUCUUCAAGAACCGAGCAUACUGCACUCAGAGCGAGACUCUGAGAGAUGCAGGGCACAGCCAGUGUAAAGCCAAGCAGAUCAUCUUCUACAUCGGGCACGGCGCACUCAACACCCCUGCCGUGCUUGUGAGCAGGAACCUCUUCAGGCCCAUCAUGCCUGAAGGCAGUUGGAGAGAAGCAGCAGAUCAGUCAGACCUGCACAUUUUUGGACAGCCAUUGUCUGAUUACUAUGUGUACAGACCUGUGAAAGAGAGAGAUGCAUAUUCUGUCCUCAUCUCCAACAUCUACCAUGGCAGGAAGGACUUCUUCAUUACCACCGAGAAUCUGCUGGCCUCCUGGGCAUUCUGGACACCACUGCUGGAGAGCAUUUCCCACCAGCCGCUGCGCCUCUACCCUGGGGGUGUGGAGAACCAGCACCUCUUAGACUUUGAAAUGGUGAAUGGGGAAGUGGCAUUCACAGUAGCAUACCCCAACAGGCUGAUGCCAAGUGAUUACAGGACGAUCCAGUCCAAAUUUCGGCAAAGUCCCCUGGUCUCAGCAUGGUCUGAGGAUCUGGUCUCCCAGCUGGCUUCUGACAUCGAGCAGACAGCAAGCAGGACUGUGGCACACUCUGGGCAGUUCCACCUGGCCCUCUCAGGUGGCUCAAGCCCAGUGGUCCUGUUCCAGCGGCUGGCAAGACACCAUUAUGCCUUCCCGUGGAGGCACACCCACGUCUGGCUGGUGGAUGAACGCUGUGUCCCUCUCACCGAUGCUGAGUCCAACUUCUUCAGCUUGCACAACCAUCUCCUCCAAAGUGUCAGAGUGCCCUACUUCAAUGUCCACCCCAUGCCUGUGUACCUGAACCAGCGGCUCUGUGUGGAAGAGGACAGAGGCACGGAGCUGUAUGCCAAGGAGAUCAUGGCCCUGGUGGCCAAUGCCAGCUUUGACCUGGUGCUGCUGGGGGUGGGCAGUGAUGGGCACACUGCCUCGCUCUUCCCCCAGUCUGAAAAUGGCUUGGAAGGGACUCAGACUGUGGUGCUGACUGAAAGCCCUGUCAAACCUCACCAAAGAAUGAGCCUUAGCCUCCCCCUCAUCAACAAGGCCAGGCGGGUGUUUGUCCUGGUUUUGGGGAAGGGCAAGCAUGAUAUCACCACCCUGCUGAGCAGAGUGGGCCAUGAGCCAAGGAAAUGGCCCAUCUCGGGUGUCAGCCCCAGCUCUGGCCAGCUGGUGUGGUAUGUGGAUUAUGAAGCUCUGCUCGGGUGA
Messenger RNA from Tauraco erythrolophus (red-crested turaco), 2376 nucleotides. It is a transcript of the gene H6PD, whose product is annotated as hexose-6-phosphate dehydrogenase/glucose 1-dehydrogenase. The record is from RefSeq and is a predicted model, not a curated record. Gene Ontology annotation, biological process: pentose-phosphate shunt, oxidative branch; glucose metabolic process; pentose-phosphate shunt. Lineage: Eukaryota; Metazoa; Chordata; Aves; Musophagiformes; Musophagidae. Gene Ontology annotation, molecular function: NADP binding; 6-phosphogluconolactonase activity; glucose-6-phosphate dehydrogenase activity. Gene Ontology annotation, cellular component: endoplasmic reticulum.